GAGCCAAAGUUGCCGGCGUCGCCGAAGUGUCAGAGCUUCGACUACGAGGUGGGGGAAAGAGAGGGAGGGGUCUUGGCUUCGGAGACGAGGUCCGAUGCGAAGGUGCGACGGAAUGGCGUUUGAUCAAGAGCAGUGUGUGUUAGAGAUCAAGCUGUUCAAAUCGAAUGUCACGAAGACUCAUGUAUCUCGCAACAGGAUGUUGGAGCCUUUGCCACCCGGUAUUCCCAUGUCCACGCCGAUUAUUGUCGCACCCCUAGCCGCGCAAGUCCGUCCACACUUCGUGUCUGGUCUUCCCGCAUUGGAACAGAACAUGCUGCGACUUGGAUCGAGGAUCGCCAUCCUAUUUCGAGUCGUCAUCUCAGGUGGAUGAGGAGAUCGACAGCCAUGGUGGCCCGGGCCACGGACCUUUGGAACGAAGAAGGCUCGCCUGCGUCGUCGACGGGACCCUGAUUCAUUGGCCGACGCUGGGAAGAGGUCCGUGGCAACGUGUGAGAACAUG
Molecule: messenger RNA, 499 nt
Organism: Jaminaea rosea
Lineage: Eukaryota; Fungi; Basidiomycota; Exobasidiomycetes; Microstromatales
Exons: 1
Coding region: 95-370 (91 amino acids)
Source: RefSeq, a predicted model, not a curated record